This is a messenger RNA of Cylindrotheca closterium, 633 nucleotides long. The record is from the annotation of a GenBank genome assembly. Lineage: Eukaryota; Bacillariophyta; Bacillariophyceae; Bacillariales; Bacillariaceae.
AUGAACAAACCAUUGCCCGAAAAAGUGAAGAGAAUCAUGGUGACUGCAAUAAGCUCCAACAACAAACGGAAACGAGAUUUAUUGAAGAAUGAUGAUGAUGGGGGAAUGAUGAUUCUUCGAGAACACUCCGUAGUCGUCAACAAUAAGAAUCAUUAUUGUCCAGAUACUUCGGAAACGGGAAAAUUCCCAUUGAUCAUUAGCUACAAUGGUGGAGACACGGAUUCGACCGCUGCCAGUGAUCUAUCGGAUAGCGAAGAUGAGGCAAACAAGAAACGUGGAAAGAAUAAGAAUAAUGAACGGGUCGUGCUUCGUUUCAGUAUUAUGACCAGCACUACUACGGGAGGCAAUAAGGUAGACGCCAAGGCAAAACCAAAGACGACUCUACAGAAUGUAUUCAAGGCGUAUGCCCAGCAUGCCAAAUACAACCUCCAGGAUCUUCGAUUCUUUAUCAAUGGGAGUCAUCAUGACACUGACAGUCAGCUGCCAGUGUCGAACUUGAAGAGGAACCACAACAACAAUGGUACUAAUGAUUUGGGCAAAACUAGUAGUAUUGGUAGUAGCAUUCUAGUGCAAGUCGUACGACAAGGAACUAGUCGGAAAGCAGCCAAAAAGACGAAAAAAUGCCACAUCUAA